Molecule: messenger RNA, 5444 nt
Organism: Felis catus (domestic cat)
Lineage: Eukaryota; Metazoa; Chordata; Mammalia; Carnivora; Felidae
Gene: FIGN
Product: fidgetin, microtubule severing factor
Exons: 2
Coding region: 1938-4184 (748 amino acids)
Molecular function (GO): ATP hydrolysis activity; ATP binding; microtubule severing ATPase activity
Source: RefSeq, a predicted model, not a curated record
CGAACUCACAGACCGCGAGAUCGUGACCUGGCUGAAGUCGGACGCUUAACCGACUGCGCCACCCAGGCGCCCCUAUGUAUUUAUUUUUUAAAGGUCCUGAUGAUGAUGGCUUUCUAGUCCUUUGCUUUUUCUUUAGUCGCUACUCGAGCUCAUUUGCUCUCAAGUAACACCUGGAAUAGGAAAAUAGUAUUGUUACUCCCCGGUUGUACGUUUAUUUUCAACCUGGGGAAAUGAGCUCCAACUACAGUUUUCACUUCAUUCGUUAGCUUCCAAGGCACAAAAUUGUUAUACAUGUCUAUAGUUUUCAAGAUGUCAAGUUGAGUACAUUGUGUACUAUAUAUUCCAUUACAUAUUUGUGAAAUCUUUGUAUUGAAGUAGAAGUAAUUCUCCUUAUUUGCUACACUACUUGGCCUGACCUCCUAAAACUGCAUAAUGGGGAAUGGCACCUUCCUCUUGCCACCGUCGUCUGGCCAAGUGGAAGAACUCGUGGCUGGUUACAUAUAGGUUUCUCUUAAUUGCACUAGUCUUCUGCCUUGUCUUAUGUAACUACCGUAGAAUUCUUCUUGAAUUUUCAGCUUUGCUCAGAUAACUUUGGAAGAAUGCCAUCUAAACACACAUGCACAUGUGCGCGUGCACACACACACACACACACACACACACACACCCAUCUGUCUGACAUCCUGAUCCUUAACAUACCCCAACAUCACACAAGGAUAUGUCUCUUCUGACACAUUCUAUGCAUUUUAUGCUGAAAUAUUCCAUUGGAAUUAUCAAUGUUUAUGCUUUCAGGCUAGUCAUUUAUCAUUACAGACCUGUUGUAUCAUCCCUGCUAAUUAAAUUUGUUAAGAGUGGGGAGGAUUCCUAAAACAGAAUUCUAUGAUGGCUUCAAAUUGAGCUGGAUAAAAAUCAGUGGGGAUUAGGGGAAGGUGGUCUUGACAUCGAAAUAGCAUUAGGUUUCAUAUCUUCAUUGGAAAUAUUUCUUUUUUGGAACUCUUCCUUCAUCAUUAUAAGAAAUGAGAUCUGCCUUGGCAUUCAUUUGUGUGUGUGUGUGUGUGUGUGUGUGUGUGUGUGUGUGUGUUUCCUCCUAGAGUGGGGUCUAGUAAAACUAGAUUCUUUGGGUGGAUAGAAGAAAAGUACAGAUUUCUUAAUGUUCAUUUUCAGUCAACUGGACUUUUAAAGGUGGCCUUCUUUAUGUUUUCCAUUUACAGUAUAUACCUGCUUAUCCAUAUGCCUUCAGAUCAAUAAAAGAGUAGAUAUUUAAAAGUAUCUGUGGCAGCCAACAGCUGGAAUCAUGCCAGGCAUCUUUACAUUUUAAAUUCUUCCUGGGCUCUAGAGGUAGGUGAGGCCAACUUUCCUUUUGACUCAGCAGGCAAGUUUUACUAUGAUAAGAGUAUUGCUAUUUUAAAAAGCAGCUCUUGACAAUCUAACUCCAGAAAGCAUUCCCACCCUGUGAAAUAGUACAGAGGCACCUGCUUCCUUAUUGAUGAAACACUGGAAAAUAAUGCCUGUUAGAAGCAAUUUUAAUCAUUUGGUAGCUCAGCUUCUGACUCCUCAGUAGGUUUCUAACCCAACUGCCAUGCCAGAUCGACUGUCCCAGUUUUUCUGAUCGGGCAGGCAGAAGCAAUCUAAUCAUCUCAGGCUUGGCACACAACAGAAAUCUGGCUUGAUGAACCCCUUGAGAGUGGGUCUGACUUGGCUGAAUUCAUUCUAAGCAUAAGUCUAGCCUUCCGGGUUUUAGGGGCUACCUUCCUAUUUUUCUCACGGCUUCAUCAUAACCAAAGUUCCACUUCUAAUCUAGUUCUGAUUUAGAAUGACAUGUCACAGUGCUUCCCCUACAACUUCUGGAUACUUAGGAUUCUUGAUCUCCAGUAAACAGUAUCAGGUGAUCAUCAGCGUCAAGAAAAAAUUUAUCUCUGUAUAUCUCUAAGGGCUUGAAGAUGCAGUGGACGCCGGAGCAUGCCCAGUGGCCAGAACAGCACUUUGACAUCACCUCAACCACUCGGUCUCCUGCCCACAAAGUUGAAGCCUACCGAGGUCAUUUGCAGCGCACCUAUCAGUAUGCCUGGGCAAACGAUGACAUAUCUGCUCUGACUGCCUCCAACCUGCUAAAAAAGUACGCAGAGAAGUAUUCUGGCAUCCUAGAAGGCCCCGUGGACCGGCCCGUACUCAGCAACUACUCGGACGCGCCCUCGGGGCUGGUGAAUGGGCGGAAGAAUGAAAGCGAACCCUGGCAGCCUUCCUUGAAUUCGGAAGCGGUCUAUCCCAUGAACUGUGUCCCGGAUGUCAUCACGGCCAGCAAAGCCGGAGUCAGUUCGGCCCUCCCUCCGGCAGAUGUCUCUGCCAGCAUAGGGAGCUCUCCUGGGGUGGCCAGCAACCUGACAGAACCUAGCUACUCGAGUAGUACCUGCGGAAGCCACACCGUGCCCAGCCUUCACGCAGGGCUCCCGUCUCAGGAAUACGCCCCGGGAUACAACGGCUCGUAUUUGCAUUCGACGUACAGCAGCCAGCCGGCGCCUGCCCUGCCCUCACCUCACCCCUCCCCUUUGCAUAGCUCCGGGCUCCUGCAGCCCCCCCCGCCGCCCCCCCCGCCGCCCGCCCUGGUCCCGGGCUACAAUGGGACCUCUAACCUCUCCAGUUACAGCUAUCCCCCCGCCAGCUACCCGCCUCAGACUGCCGUGGGAUCUGGGUACAGCCCCGGGGGCGCGCCGCCGCCUCCUUCAGCCUACCUGCCUUCAGGAAUCCCUGCUCCGACCCCUCUGCCCCCCACCACUGUUCCUGGCUACACUUACCAGGGCCAUGGUUUGACACCUAUCGCCCCCGCGGCUCUGGCCAACAGUUCGGCGAGUUCUCUCAAAAGGAAAGCUUUCUAUAUGGCAGGGCAAGGAGAGAUGGACUCCAGUUACGGAAAUUACAGCUACGGCCAACAGAGAUCUACCCAGAGCCCCAUGUACAGAAUGCCCGACAACAGCAUUUCAAACUCGAAUCGGGGGAAUGGCUUUGACAGAAGUGCUGAAACAUCAUCCUUAGCAUUUAAGCCAACGAAGCAGCUAAUGUCCUCUGAACAGCAAAGGAAAUUCAGCAGCCAGUCCAGUAGGGCUCUGACCCCUCCUUCCUAUAGUACUGCUAAAAAUUCCCUGGGAUCGAGAUCCAGCGAAUCCUUUGGGAAGUACACGUCGCCGGUAAUGAGUGAGCACGGGGACGAGCACAGGCAGCUCCUCUCUCACCCGAUGCAAGGCCCUGGACUCCGUGCAGCUACCUCAUCCAACCACUCUGUGGACGAGCAACUGAAGAAUACCGACACGCACCUCAUUGACCUGGUAACCAAUGAGAUUAUCGCCCAAGGACCACCGGUGGACUGGAAUGACAUCGCUGGCCUCGACCUGGUAAAGGCCGUCAUUAAAGAGGAGGUUUUAUGGCCAGUGUUGAGGUCAGACGCGUUCAGUGGACUGACGGCCUCACCUCGGAGCAUCCUUUUAUUCGGGCCUCGGGGAACAGGCAAAACGUUACUGGGCAGAUGCAUAGCUAGCCAGCUGGGGGCCACGUUUUUCAAAAUCGCUGGUUCUGGACUCGUUGCCAAGUGGUUAGGAGAAGCAGAAAAAAUCAUCCACGCGUCUUUUCUCGUGGCCAGGUGCCGCCAGCCCUCGGUGAUUUUUGUCAGUGACAUUGACAUGCUUCUCUCCCCUCAAGUGAGUGAGGAACACAGUCCAGUCAAUCGGAUGAGAACGGAAUUUCUGAUGCAGCUGGACACUGUACUAACUUCAGCUGAGGACCAAAUCGUAGUAAUUUGUGCCACCAGUAAACCAGAAGAAAUAGAUGAAUCUCUUCGGAGGUACUUCAUGAAACGACUUUUAAUCCCACUUCCUGACAGCACAGCGAGGCACCAGAUAAUAGUACAACUGCUCUCACAGCACAAUUACUGUCUCAAUGACAAGGAGUUUGCACUGCUCGUCCAGCGCACAGAAGGCUUUUCUGGACUAGACGUGGCUCAUUUGUGUCAGGAAGCAGCGGUGGGCCCCCUCCACGCCAUGCCAGCCACAGACCUUUCAGCCAUCAUGCCCAGCCAGUUGAGGCCCGUUACGUAUCAAGACUUUGAAAAUGCUUUCUGCAAGAUUCAGCCUAGCAUAUCUCAAAAAGAGCUUGAUAUGUAUGUUGAAUGGAACAAAAUGUUUGGUUGCAGUCAGUGAUAACUUCUUUAAAAAAAAAAAUGUAAUGAAUGUUGGCACACACACAUAAAACCUGCUACAUAGGGUAUAGAGCCCCUUUCCAGUAGUGUUUAAAUCGCAAAGGGUACUGGGGAAGAUGACGAUUGCGUUGCAUCUUUAGCGUCAGGGUAGAUUUGGAGGAAAAACGCAUCAGAUGAGAGCUGCUGAUUUGAAAGCCCCAGAUGACAGAAAGCAUCUGUUGAUGCUCAGUUCAGUUCAAGCCAGACAACACUCACCAAGGAGCAAGGUGCAAGUGUGUUGAUUUCAGAAGGACGUGAACCUUGUGUGUUGAUUCCAUUCUGCUGUUCUCGAGAUUUAGUUGCUGUCAAGUGCCUGGAGUGGUGCUUUAUUUUUUGUUUGCCUCACAAUUACAUUGGUGGCAUGUGCUAAUAUAAAGAGCUUUAACUUCAAACAUUAUUGGACUAAAGAGAUGAACGGUUGUGUUACGACAGAAAACCAGAUUUUUGCCAUUUUAAGAGCAACAGUAUUCCUCAAUCCUGUCUGUUCUGCAGUAUUAAGCUAAGAACAGUUAAAACAGGGUAACGGUAAUCUGGACCUUAAUUUCUGCAGUUCAUUUCUUUUAAUGUUCUUGUCUGCAAAAACUCAGGAAAGCGAUUGUGAUUUGUACAGUACCUCAAAGGAAUGUGUUGAAAGCACUAUGUACUGCUGAGAGUAAUGGGAUAGGCUUCGAUGUUACUUUAUAUUAAAAUGUAUGUUUACCUCAACAAUUGGAAGAUAGCAAGGAAAAUUACUUUGAAUGUAUCCAGAAACAUACUGACGUGUGAUACAACUGAAUAUUUACGACUUAAAGUAGAAAUGGAAGGAUUUUUUUUUAAAAAGAUUCUUUUACUAAUUAUGGGGAAUAAACCAGAGCAGAAUAGUUCUUUAUGUCAAAAACUGCAAGAGUUCUUCGUACAUUGCUCCUUGAUAAUGAAGUGAAAAUGUUCUUAAAAGGUACACUGGUUAACGGAAAGCUACUUACUCAGUUUAUGUUAGUACCUAGAACACUCAGCCACAAGACCUGUUUAGGACCCUGGAAGUCACAGUACCUAAAAACUAGGACUGCCUUUUACUGCAUAGGGUGGUGGUGAUGUUGGUUUGCAAGUUCUCUCCUAAAACUGCUGGGAAUGGUGUCAUUCUAUUCACUAAUCUAGCUUAUAGGCUUGUCGUGCUGUUUGAUAGAAUGCAGAAGAUAGCAAGCAAAAACAAAGAAAUAAAUACAAAAUCAACCAAUCAACUUUA